Molecule: messenger RNA, 5418 nt
Organism: Closterium sp. Naga37s-1
Lineage: Eukaryota; Viridiplantae; Streptophyta; Zygnematophyceae; Desmidiales; Closteriaceae
Source: the annotation of a GenBank genome assembly
AUGGGGGCUCUAAUAUCCAGACUCUGGUUCCUCAUGUUCCCGGCCAAGGAGUAUAAGAUUGUGGUCGUCGGUUUGGACAACGCUGGUAAGACGACGACGCUUUACAAGCUACAUCUGGGCGAGGUCGUGGUGACACAACCUACGGUCGGGAGCAACGUGGAGGAACUCGUCUAUAAAAACAUACGAUUCGAGGUAUGGGAUCUAGGAGGGCAAGAGCGACUACGACCAUCCUGGGCCACUUACUACAGAGGAACACACGCAGUGGUGAUGGUAGUUGAUUCUACAGACCGAGGCCGCAUCGGCGUGACCAAGGAUGAGCUGUUUCGCUUGCUGGGGCACGAAGAUUUAGCUCACGCGGUCAUUCUCGUCUUUGCCAACAAGCAGGACCUGAAGGAGGCCAUGACGCCAGCAGAAAUCAGUGAAGCUCUGGCUCUUCAUCUUAUCAAGAACCACGACUGGCAUAUUCAGGCAUGCUGUGCACUAACAGGGGAGGGCCUCGCAGCCAUGUCGCAUCCUUUCACACCUGGGAGGCCUAACAAGGCCCGAGCGGCCCUCCCGCCGAAAUCUACUCCCACGGACCGCCUCAAGGCUGCUCGUCAGCGCUCGCUUCUACGCAGCGAAAUGGGCGUGCUGCGCUCCCGACAGAAGCGAAAUGCUUCUCGCCCCUUCGCUUCCCCCGGGAGCGCGCUACCCCCCUCUUCCGCAGGCGCGUCAGGAUCGUCAGCCAUGAAGCGAUGGCUGCAGCAGGAGCGCGAUAGCGGCGGCAGGCGCGCGUUUAUCGCGGGGAGCGUAGGCGAAGACGCGGGCAGCACGAUGGGCGACGACGCCGCAUGCUUGGCUGACGUGGACAUGGUCGACGGGGAGGUUGAAAGAGGUGCGGGAGGUGCGGCGGAGGAGGGUAGCGGGGAGGGGCUUAACGAAGGCGCGAGGAAGCGACGACGACUGGACGGGCAGCAGGAAGGAAACUCGGAGGGCAGCAACAGGAGGGACAGCAUUGUGCGGAGACUAUGGCCCGGCAGCGGCGGAGAGGAUCGGUCGGGCGGGGCGGGAGAGGAAGGGGGAGGGGGAGAGGGAGGGGGGGUGGGAGAGGGAGGAGGGGGGAGAGACUGGAUUGUCAAUGGGGGCAGAGACGGUGCUACAAUUGCGUCCGCAAUGAUCGAGCACUCGGAGCUUAGGACCGAAACGGAACACGAUUAUAGCGCGGAUUGGGGCUUGGUGAAGGUCAAUGACCCGGCGGAAGCCACUCCCGCGAACGAUUUGCAGCUGGUUCUUCUAAACCCGCGCGAGGCUCGGCGCGCAGGGAUGGUGGAGGAAGACGCGCGGCGGUGGCUGGCGGAGCUGAAGCGGACGGAGCGGAGACUGCCGGCCGCGCUUCGGCACCGGCCCCAGGAGAUGCUGGAGUGGGUCGCGGAGCGGCACGGGGCCGGCGGACAGGUCGGGUCGCUGGCGUAUUUCCGGCGGCGGCUGCGCAUGUGGCGGUUCUUGGAGUUUUUGAGCGACUACCCCGCGGAGGCGAGAGGGGUGGAGUGCGUUGAGGCGUGGUGCCAGGCGAUGGCGCGGCAGGAGGAAGAGGAGCAGGGCCGCAUGCUGGGAUCCUGGGAGAGCGACGAAGAGGCGGGGGAUGAAGAGGAAUUAGAUGACGAUGAUUGGUUAGAUGAGGACGAGGAGGAGGAGGGGGAGGAAGAGGACGAGGAUAACGAGGGAGAAGAGGAUGAGAGGGGGGAGGAGCAGCAUGCCGCCGGGGAAGGAGGAGACGAUGUGGAAGGGGAAUCGGAGGAGAGGAGGGAGAGAGGGGGAAGCGGGGAAGGGGAGGGUGCAUCAAAGGAGCAGAAUGGUAGGAGUGGUGCUGGGACCAGGAGCAGCCAACCCGGAUACAGAGCCCGUGCCGGCGCUCAGGGCAGUGGCGCCAGACGCGGGAGCGCUGCCGGCGGCGGCGGCGGCGGCGGCGGCGGCGGUGGCAGAGGGGAAGGAGGAGGCGGGGUGCCGUGGUGGGUGGCGUGGCACGGGCAGCUCGCGCACCCGGCGGUGGCGUCGCGGCGGCGGCUGCUCACGCGCGAUCUGGAGUGCCAGUUCGCGUCGCGCGGCCCGUCGGGGCGGUACAGCGAGCUGCCAACGUACUUCCGGUCCGUGGAGGGCGGCGAGCGCAGGCAGCUCGCGAUCCCCCUCUCGCGCAUGCUGCAGCAGCAGCGCCAGCUCGCGCUGCUCCGCGAGAGGGACGCGCAGGGGCGGGGCGAGGACGCGGGAUGGUCGCUCGCGCUGGUGGCAGGCGAGGGGGGAGGAACAGGCGCAGGGGGAGGCGGUGGGCGGAUGGGAUCAGGGCGGAAAGGGGCGGGACGGGGAGGGCGGAGUAGCAAGUCCCACGCUUCCCUGCAGAAACAGCAGCCACAGGCAGCAGCAGCAGCAGCAGCAGCAGCAGCAGCAGCAGCAGAAACAGAAGCAGGGCAAGAGGGCCAAGGCAUGUGGUAUGGCGGCACGGGGCGGGCGGUGGGGCUGGGCACAGCAGCGGAAGAGGCUCGUAUGUUUGCACCGGUGCCAGUGUCAGCAGACGAGGUGGUGUGCAACGCUCCUGGGUGCCCGUGGGGCGUGCCGGUGGUGGCACAGACAUGGCUGAAAUGCGAGAAGCACUGGGACAAGGUGCACGGUGGCGGGGAGAGUGGCACGGGGUUGGUGCGGACGAGGAAAGAGGUGCUGGCGGAGAAGCUGGUGGAUGCUCGCGCGGAGUGGGAGUGGGCCACACACGAGAGCAGAGACCACGUGCGGCUGCUGACGGGCAUACAGCAGGUGGCGUCGGAGCGAGUGGCACUGCUGGGUCGUGUGGACGCGCGGGCAGCCUCAGCGCUCAUUGGCCUGCUGGACCCAUGCCAGCUCAGAGAGAUAGCCACUAAGAUAACCCGCGCUAUAGUCCCGCCGUGGGCUCUAUCACCCACGGCACCCCGCCAGCGCACAUUCAUUGCAAGCACUGCUGCCUCUGAUCCUCGCCUUGCAGCUAGCGAUUCCGCCUUCAUGUCGGGCCGCCUAGGGAUCUCCGCGCAACUCCUGGAACCGCGCGGAUCAACCUGGGCGCACAAGCACGCGUCGCAGGCGAUCGGCGUCAACGGCUCCUCGGGUUUUGUGGUGCCCGGGGGCGCGAGAACCGGGAAAGCCCGCGCGUUGGUGGUAGUGUCCGCUGCGUUUGCAAAGAAGGUGAAGGUGGGCGCGGGGAGGCUCAAAUGGCCUCCGAUGCGGCGAGACGGCGAGAACGCGCAACCUAAGAGCGUUUCGCAGAGGCGGUGGGAGGUGCUUAUGUCGGAGCUGCUUGCAGCGGGGAAACGGCGGAGGAUCGGCGCGGCGGCGGACGGGCGCCUGGUGGCGGAGAUCAUGGCGGAUGCGCGCACGGCGGGGUGGGUGCAGCGCACGGAUGUGGUGGGGGCGUUGGUGCGCCUGCAUCAGCUGCGCAUGUGGCACGCGGUCGUUGAGCUCUUCGAUUGGCUGCAGGCCCCCGAGCAGCGCGCUUCGGGAUGGUGGCGCAUGUCGGAGCGCGACUACGCCAUGCUCAUCACCGCCGCCGCGCGCUGCCACCAACUCCCGCGCGCGGAGCAGGCGCUGCGGGACCUGAUGAACGAGCCCGCGGAGGCGGAAGACGCGGAAGGGGGCGCGGAAGGGGGCGCGGGGAAGAGCAGCGUGGCGGAAGGAAAGGGCGCGGGAAGGCGCAUGGAGCCAAACACGGUGGUGAUGACGGGAAUGGUGGAGGCAUACGCGCGCAACGGGCAGCUGGAGCAGGCAGAAGCCGUGGUGCGGCGCAUGGAGAGCAAGGGCCCCGCGCCCUCCGCGCUCACGUACCAGUGCCUACUCAAGGGCUACGCCUCGGCGGGGCGUGUGGAGGACGUGGAGCGGAUAUUCGAGGAGCUGCUGCUGCGCAUGAAUUCAACUACCCCUCAUUCUCCCCACCUCUCUCCUUCCCCCCCGCCCCCCGCCCCCCCCCCCCCCCAGGCGGGGCGUGUGGAGGACGUGGAGCGCAUCUUCGAGGAGCUGCUGCUGCGCAGCGGACAGGGGCCCUUGGAGGCUCGGGCGGAGGGGGAGGCGGAGGGGGAGGCGGAGGGGGAGGCGGAGGGGGAGGAGGAAGAGACAGAGGGGGAGAAGUUGGACGUGGGGCAGGUGGGGAAGGAAGCAUCAGCAGCAGUAGCAGCAGCAGCAGCAGCAGAGCCAGCAGUAGCAGCAGCAGCAGCGCCAGCAGUAGCAGCAGCAGCAGCAGCAGCAGCAGCGGAGGCGGAGGCGGUGCGGGUGGACGAGCGCAUGUUCAACGUGAUGAUAGACUGCUACGCGCGCGCGCGGCGAGCAGAGGACGCGUCGCGCGCGUACCGGCGCAUGAAGGCGCUGGACGUGGCGCCGUCGCCCGCCACGUUCAACACGCUCAUGGCCAUGUUCGCCCGCGAGGCGCGCAGCCGCGAAGCAGAGGCUGUUCUCAAACAGAUGCAAGCGGCGGGCAUGCGGCCGGACGUGGUGACGUACACGGCGCUGAUGAGCGCGUAUGGCCGUGCGGGCCGGGCAGAGGAGGCGCAGGCUGUCUUCCGCGACAUGGUCAUGUGCCGCAUCCGUCCCACGGGCAUCUCAUACACGGCGCUGAUAGACGCGUACGGGCGCGCAGGCGACGUGGACAAUGCCGAGUUCCUCUUCAAGGAGAUGAAACGCAACCGGAACCUGCCAUCGGAAGCCACGUUCAAUGCACUGCUGGCGGCGCACUCCAGAGCGGGCAGCAUGGAGCGCGCAGAGCAGCUGCUGCGCCAGAUGUGGUGGGACGCACAGGACCGCGGGGAGGCUCCCCCCACAGGAUCAGCAGCAGCAGCAGCAGCAGCAGCAGGAAGCAUGCAGGAAGGGCAAGGGGACACGCUACUUGAGAAGGAGUCCUGGUCCGGAGUGGAGAGAGAAGGUGCCGCGGGCACGGGGACGGGGACACGGGGGAAGACAGGGGGGCGGUGGGGGGUGGAGUUUGGCGACGGGGGGCGGGUGAGUCCGAGCGCGAGCACGUUCAACAUCAUGAUGAACGGGUACCGGCGCGAGGGGGACCUGAGCAAGGUGGUGGGCAUGUUUGAACGCAUGCUGGAGGCCGGGAUAGACCCGACUGUCGUGUCGUACUCUGUGCUUAUCUCCGCUCAUGGGGACUGCGGGGAUUUCGACGGUGCGGUUGCUGCGUUUAGGGAGAUGGUGGAGGAGGCGGGUAUGCGGCCGGAUAAGGGGGUAAGGACCGCGCUGCUGCAUGCGUGUGACGUGGGAGAGGGGGAGGGGGAAGGGGAAGGGGAUGAGGAGGAUGGGGAGGGGGGGUGGGUGGGUGUGGUGCGGGUGAGGAAGGAGGAGGUGCAGCAGCUUCUGGCGCCGUAUUUUGCGGCGGAGAGCUGGGGAGAGGAGGGGUUGGAGGCAGAGGAGGAUGAGUGGAUGGCUUAG